This is a messenger RNA of Theobroma cacao (cacao), 1983 nucleotides long. RefSeq lists its product as uncharacterized. NCBI's taxonomy places the organism in Eukaryota, Viridiplantae, Streptophyta, Magnoliopsida, Malvales, Malvaceae. Gene Ontology annotation, cellular component: membrane. Gene Ontology annotation, molecular function: molybdate ion transmembrane transporter activity. Gene Ontology annotation, biological process: molybdate ion transport. The record is from RefSeq and is a predicted model, not a curated record.
UAAAAUCACGCGUCCAAAAUUGCACUGAAACAGAGGUUUUUCCAGGGAAUAAAAACCCAAUCUCCAUAUCUAUAUCUAUCUCUCUUUUCUGCUAGAUUUAACUAAAGCACUGUAAAAGAAUCCCACUGUGCGGAGGACACAUUGGCUUUGCUUCACAGUUUUAUCAUAUCAAUCUCCGUCCAUCCCAGAAAUAAAAGGAGAAUUUUUGUGGGUGAGUCGUAGGCAGCAGCAAUGGAGCUGUUCUACUUCCUGGUGUUUGGGGCAUUGGGAGCGGUGGUGGCAGCAUUAGAGCUGAGCAAGACGAGCAAGGAUCGAAUCAACACAUCCCCUGCUUUCAAUUCCUUCAAGAACAAUUACCUUGUUGUUUACUCUCUCAUGAUGGCUGGAGACUGGCUGCAGGGUCCAUAUGUUUACUAUCUUUACAGUACAUAUGGCUUUGGAAAAGGGGACAUUGGACAGCUUUUUAUUGCUGGUUUUGGAUCCUCUAUGUUGUUUGGAACAAUUGUUGGAUCACUAGCUGACAAACAAGGCCGCAGGAGGGCUUGUGUUACUUACUGCAUUACUUACAUACUUAGCUGCAUCACCAAGCAUUCUCCUCAAUACAAAGUUUUGAUGAUAGGUCGUGUUUUGGGAGGUAUCGCCACCUCUCUUCUGUUUUCAGCAUUUGAGUCAUGGCUUGUUGCUGAACAUAAUAAGAGGGGCUUUGAGCAACAAUGGUUGUCACUAACAUUUUCAAAGGCAAUAUUUCUUGGCAAUGGUCUUGUUGCCAUUCUGUCUGGGUUGUUUGGGAACCUACUUGUUGAUUCAUUGUCCCUUGGACCUGUGGCUCCUUUUGAUGCUGCUGCAUGCUUUCUUGCUAUUGGGAUGGCUAUCAUAUUAUCAUCAUGGACUGAAAAUUUUGGAGACACCUCAGAAAGCAAGGACCUUCUUACCCAGUUCAGGGGUGCUGCUGUAGCAAUAGCUUCUGAUGAAAAAAUUGCUUUGCUCGGUGCCAUCCAGUCUCUGUUUGAAGGUUCAAUGUACACCUUUGUGUUCCUUUGGACUCCUGCUUUGAGCCCCAAUGAUGAGGAGAUUCCUCAUGGUUUUAUUUUUGCCACAUUCAUGUUGGCUUCAAUGUUGGGAAGCUCCCUUGCAUCUCGAUUGAUGGCCCAUUCAUCACCCAGGGUAGAAAGCUACAUGCAGAUUGUUUUUGCGAUUUCCUCUCUCUCUCUUCUGCUUCCUAUUAUAACCAAUUUCUUGGUAGCUCCUUCUAAAGUGAAGGGCGGAAGCAUCUCAUUUUCAGGUUGUAUCCAGCUUCUUGGCUUCUGUACCUUUGAGGCUUGUGUAGGGAUAUUCUGGCCAUCCAUUAUGAAAAUGAGAUCUCAGUACAUCCCAGAGGAGGCUAGGAGCACUAUUAUGAACUUCUUCCGCAUUCCUCUCAAUCUCUUUGUCUGCAUCGUGCUGUACAAUGUUGAUGCGUUUCCCAUCACUGUUAUGUUUGGUAUGUGCUCAAUUUUCCUCUUCGUGGCAUCUAUUUUGCAAAGACGGCUGAUGGCAAUUUCAGACAAGCCAAAGGUGGAAAAUUGGACGGCAAUGAAGGAAAGGGACCCUGAAGCGGAGCCACUAAAUGAUUGAGUGUGUUGGGCUUUACAGGCCACCAAGGAUUCUUGCCUGGUUGAAAACAACGUAAUUGAUUCCUUAUACUGUUCCAGUUCCUACUCGAUGGAGGGUUGUAUUUUGAUUUUACAGUAGAGGUUACAAAUGUAUAAGAAAAUAGUGGUCUGCCCAUUAAAAAAAAGAAAAAGAAAAAGAAAAAGGUCACUUGGGUUUUCAUGAUUGUUUUGGGCAAGGUAGUUAAUGCUUUUGUCUGCUAAAGUAGGAAAGCAAAUAUCCAUCUUCGUAUCUCCGAUAUUAUUCUUUUCUAAACUGCUCUAUAAUUUGUAUUACAUUUCCUCUAAUGUUUCUGGUUUAGUGGAAUUGCACCAACUUCUUGCCUAUGCAUCA